UUUCGCUUGCCAUACUUAGAGCUCAGUCGCCGGCUGGUGUCGUCGGCAUGAGAGGAGGAAGUUUAGAGCUGAAGUUUAUGAAAACGGCUAAACAACGAUGUUAUUAAAGCUGUUUAAUAAACCGGGUGAAUUGUUUUUACUCGGUUUACUGUAUCUUAGGAUAAAAAUAUGAUGUUUGAGAACUUCCUGGUCGGGUAGCCCGAGGCUAUCGUAAGUGAGCCAAAAGGAUUAUUUCAAUAUCAGAAACUAAUGCCAAAACCAUAAUGACACAGAAAGUGAAUCUGUGUUCAGUUGCUCUCAAAGUGGAGGGCAUGACUUGUGGAUCAUGUGUUCAGUCCAUAGAACAGCGGAUUGGGUCUCUUCCUGGAGUCAUACAUAUAAGGGUGUCUCUGGAGCAGAAGACUGCCACCCUGAUAUUUGACCAGGGUCAACAGAGCCCCGAGUCCCUGUCAGAGGCUAUUGAAGACAUGGGCUUUGAAUCAAGCUUACCAGAUGGCAGCACGACCACAGCAGUAUCUACAGAAACCCAGCUGAUCCCCACAUCGGCUCUGGGACCUGCAGCCCUUCAGGAAGCUCGGGAGAAGCUUUCACAGAUCAAAGGAAUUCUGGAUGUUUGUGAGAACCCCUCCCAGAAGGGCCUCAGUAUCACUUUUGCCCCUUCCCUGAUUUCCCCACAGGAGCUAAGUAAAGUAGUGGAAAGUGUAACGCUUACAGACGACCAAACUCUUAGUCCAUCUAAGCAGAAAGACGAUGGAGUAGCACUUUUGAAGCUGCGCAUUGAAGGAAUGACUUGUCAUUCUUGCGUCACCACCAUUGAAGGGAAGAUUGGAAAACUGAACGGAAUUCAAAAGAUCAAAGUUGUUUUGGAGUCUAAAGAAGCCACAAUCAUCUACACGCCAUACCUCAUUACCCACCAGUCCAUCAUUGAGCAAAUAGCUUUUGCUGGAUUUAAGGCGUCAGUGAAGUCCAAGCCUAAAUCGCUGCAGUUGUCCAUCAGAGACAUUGAGCGGUUUGCUGAUUCUCAAAAACCAACACUGACUUCACCUUCAGACCCAUCAGAGGAGACAGAAGUCUUCAUAGACACAACCCUUGUAGUACUCGGGGUAAAAGGCUUGCACUGCCGUUCCUGUGUAGUGAACAUUCAAGACAACGUCUCAUUGCUACCUGGUGUUUCAUCCGUGGAGGUCUCUCUUGAGAAGGAACAGGCUACAAUUUGCUAUGAUCCUCACAAGGUGUCAGUUACUGAGCUGCAGCGAGCGAUUGAGGCGCUGCCUCCAGGAAACUUUAAGGUUGAAGCUUCAGGAUCUUCUAACCCGCUGACUUCUACACCUGCACUGUCUGCAUGUGUAACUCAGGCCAAACCUGCAUCUUUGCAGCCUUGUUUUACCCAGCCUCUGGUAUCUACUGUCAGUAUUCACAUUGAAGGGAUGACCUGCAACUCCUGUGUGCAGUCCAUUGAAGGUAUGAUCUCCCAAAGAAAAGGCGUGGUAUCAGCACAGGUCUCACUGGCAGAUCACCAAGGGAUUUUUGAGUAUGACCCCCUCCUGACCUCCCCAGAGGAGCUGAGGGAAGCAGUAGAGGACAUGGGCUUUGAUGCAUUUCUACUUGAGACCAAUUCUCUGCUUGAGCCCAAUAUUGCGAGAUCUGCAAGUACAGCACUUGAUCAAGAGAAGGAGUUAGAUGAAGACCAUCCCAAAGAGGCUCAUCAAGGAUCCACUGAGGAAACACACUCUAAAUGUUACAUCCAGAUUGGAGGGAUGACCUGUGCCUCUUGUGUGUCAAACAUCGAGCGAAACCUUAAGAACGAACCAGGGAUCUACUUUGUUCUAGUAGCGUUAAUGGCCAGUAAAGCAGAGGUGCGUUAUAACCCUAAAGUCAUCGACCCUCCGAGAAUAGUUGAGUGUGUGAAAGAGUUGGGCUUUACAGCUUCUGUCAUGGAGAACUAUGAAGGAUCCAAUGGAAACCUGGAGCUUGUGAUCAGGGGGAUGACUUGUGCCUCUUGCGUUCACAAAAUUGAAUCUAAUCUCAUGAAGGAAAAGGGGAUUGAAUAUGUAUCUGUUGCCCUGGCAACCAACAAAGCACACGUUAAGUUUGACUCUGAGAUUUUAGGACCACGAGACAUCAUCAAGCUGAUUGAGAACCUGGGAUUUAAAGCUUCUUUUGUGAAGAAAGAUCGGUCUGCUAGUCACCUUGACCACAGCAAAGAGAUCCGGCAAUGGAGGAAAUCUUUCCUUGUAAGCCUGGUUUUCUGUGUUCCUGUGAUGGGAAUGAUGAUCUACAUGAUGGUUAUGGACCACCACAUGAACGUUUCACACCACCACAACGCUACAGUCGAGGACCGGAACCAUAGCCACUCCACCAUGUUCCUGGAGAGACAACUUUUCCCCGGCCUUUCAAUCAUGAAUUUUCUCUCCUUCAUUUUUUGUGUGCCUAUACAGUUUAUUGGAGGUCGCUACUUCUACAUUCAAGCCUAUAAAGCACUUAAGCACAAGUCUGCAAACAUGGAUGUGCUCAUUGUUUUAGCUACUUCAAUAGCUUUUAGCUACUCUUUCGUCAUCCUACUAGUGGCCAUGGCAGAAAAAGCAAAAGUCAAUCCCAUCACUUUUUUCAACACACCUCCAAUGCUUUUUGUGUUUAUCUCGUUGGGUCGCUGGCUGGAACAGAUAGCUAAGAGUAAAACUUCUGAAGCUUUGUCCAAGUUAAUGUCUUUACAAGCAACAGAAGCGACAGUGGUCACUCUUGGCAGCAACAAUCUUAUCCUCAGUGAGGAGCAGGUGGACGUUGAGCUGGUGCAGCGCGGUGAUGUGGUGAAAGUUGUUCCUGGAGGGAAGUUUCCUGUUGAUGGGAGGGUUUUAGAGGGAUAUUCAAUGGCUGAUGAAUCGCUUAUCACAGGUGAGGCCAUGCCAGUCACAAAAAAGCCGGAAAGCACAGUCAUUGCAGGUUCCAUUAAUCAGAACGGCUCUCUGCUGGUCAGUGCUACUCAUGUUGGCAUGGACACCACACUGUCUCUGAUUGUUAAACUUGUUGAGGAGGCUCAGACUUCAAAGGCCCCCAUCCAGCAGUAUGCAGAUAAGAUCAGUGGCUACUUUGUGCCAUUUAUUGUUGCUGUUUCCGUGCUUACACUGAUCGUCUGGAUUAUCAUUGGAUUUUUGGACUUUUCUCUUGUCACAAAAUACUUUCCAGGUUAUGACGAGAGCAUUUCUACAGCCGAGGCAGUGAUUCGCUUUGCACUUCAGACUUCUAUAACUGUAUUAUGCAUCGCCUGUCCCUGUUGUCUGGGCUUAGCAACGCCAACAGCUGUGAUGGUGGGCACGGGGGUAGGAGCCCAAAACGGCAUUCUGAUAAAGGGAGGAGAGCCUCUUGAAAUGGCGCAUAAGGUCCAGGCUGUAGUGUUUGACAAAACCGGCACCAUCACAUAUGGAGCUCCAAAGGUUGUCCAAGUCAAAACAGUGAUGGAGGGGAACAAGAUGCCUCUCUCUCGUCUGCUGGCCAUUGUGGGCACAGCCGAAAACAACAGUGAACAUCCUCUAGGAGCAGCUAUCACCAAGUACUGCAAACAGGAGCUUGGCACAGAGUCUCUUGGCACGUGCACGGACUUUCAAGCGGUCCCGGGUUGUGGCGUUCGAUGUCAGGUCAGCAAUACGGAGACGGUUCUGAAGCAGGGCGACAGUGACAGUGAGGACAAUAACCAUCGCAACAGCGUGCUUGUUCAGAUCAGUGACACACGGACGUCCAGCAGCUCCCAUCCACUCAUCAUGGAUCCACAGCCACUGAGUUCAGUUCCAACAGACAUCUAUGUCGUCCUGAUUGGCAAUAGGGAGUGGAUGAGGAGAAACUUCUUGGAAAUCACAGCAGAGAUUGAUGAAGCCAUGACGGAGCAUGAGCGUAGAGGACGCACUGCUGUUCUAGUAGCUGUGAACAAUAUGCUGUGUGCAAUGAUAGCCAUAGCUGACACAGUGAAACCUGAGGCUGAGCUGGCAGUCCAGACGCUGACCAACAUGGGUCUGGAGGUGGUGCUGAUGACUGGAGACAACAGUAAGACAGCUCGGGUCAUUGCAGCACAGAUAAGUUCCUCAUUUAAAGACAGGAGAAAAAUGUUCUAUUCAUGUUAUGUGAAACAUAGUACAUUGAGGACAUCCAGUCUUCUCAUGAUCGUCUUCCAGGUAGGAAUCAAAAAGGUGUUUGCUGAGGUGCUGCCUUCCCACAAGGUGGCCAAAGUGGAACAGCUGCAGCAGGCUGGAAAGAGAGUGGCCAUGGUGGGAGAUGGCGUUAACGACUCGCCUGCUCUGGCCAUGGCUGACGUGGGCAUCGCCAUAGGAACCGGAACAGAUGUGGCCAUAGAAGCAGCAGAUGUGGUCUUGAUCAGGAACGACCUGCUGGAUGUGGUUGGCAGCAUUGAUCUUUCUAAAAAGACGGUAAAGAGAAUUCGGAUCAACUUUGUUUUUGCUCUCAUCUACAACCUGGUUGGAAUUCCUAUUGCUGCCGGAGUAUUCCUGCCCAUUGGUCUGGUCUUGGAACCGUGGAUGGGCUCUGCUGCAAUGGCGCUUUCCUCUGUGUCUGUAGUCGUGUCUUCUCUUCUUUUGAAAUGUUACACUAAACCCACAGCUGAGAAGCUGGAGGCCAGACUUGGUCAUAACAAGCGACAAAGCAGCCUGUCUGACGUCAGCGUUCACAUCGGCAUGGGAGUCGCGCGGCGUCCCUCCCCAAAACUGAGCCUGCUGGAUCGCAUCGUCAACUACAGCCGCGCCUUCAUCAACUCCUUACGCUCAGACAAACAAUCGCUCAACAAAUACUCACUGCUGGUGGAGGAGUCUGUGUGUGAGGAGGAGUUCUGCUGAGCGCACACUGCCAUGGAGGACUUCAGUGCUGAAACAGAGACUGAGCCGUGCAGAAAUGAAAGGGUCUCAACAGAUUUAAGAUCAUCCAUCCCGUCCACAUUUAGUCGAGGUAUCUUUGCAACAGAGGAACUAAAGACUUUUAAUAUAUUUUUAUACAUUUUCCUUAAGUAAAAUAAUAUACAGAUGUUGACUAUUACUCAGAAAUAUUUAAGUAUUAUUCCAAUUUUAUUUUCAUCUUUUGCAAUGACUUUUACUUUAUUGCUUAUUAAUUAAAUAAUUAGCAUAUUAAGGACUAUAAUCCAAAAGAUGCCAACAAUCAGAAAAAGCUUUUAAAAAUUCAGCAAAUAUUUUAUUUAAAAAAAAGCUUUAAUCUCAUGAGGGGCUGAACAUGUUGGUGAUUUGCAAACAGAAAAUGUAUAUUACAUUUGUUGAAUCUCACUGGCACAUAUGUUAGCAGUAAUUUUUAAUGCCAAAACUUCAAAUUUCUUUGAUAGGACAUCGGUUUAUCCUGCUGCUUUUAAGAUGAAGAUGAAGUUUCAACAUUAUUUUUGGUGCUAUUCUUUGUAAAAAAAAUCUUUUGUUGAAUUUAAAUAUAUUUUCUGCCUGCCAUGUCUGCUCUACCGCACAGCUCUGUGGACAUUUUGUGCCUUAGAAUAAAACGUUUUUUUUUUUAGGAAAGCUUGUCAUUCCUGCUUUAGAUCAGACGAUGGUGCUGUGGUGCCAAAUAUAAACAGGUUCCCAGAUUCUUGUCAUUACAUUGGAGAAUAGUACUGCAAAACCCUCAAAUAUAACCUACAGCUAAAUUAUAGGAGUUAAUAAAAAACAUUGACAGGGAUUGUGGUUUACCAUGUUUUACAGAGUAUAAGUCGCACCCCUGGCUAAAUUAUGAUAAAAACUGCUACUUAUGCUCCGGAAAAUACGGUAACUUAUUUGAUAAAUAAAUGUAUAAAUAGAUAUUAUUUUAUUUUUCCAAAAGUGAAAAUGUUAAAAUCUAAUUUAGUAAAUCAAAGGAUUUACUGAAUUAUUUUUGAGUGAGAAUAAAAAGUUUGGCCCUUUCUAUCUCCCUUAUAAAAAAGCCCCAGAAUGUUCACUGACAUAACCUAAAAAUGGCAAAAGUAACAU
This is a messenger RNA of Oryzias melastigma (Indian medaka), 5960 nucleotides long. Its product is annotated as copper-transporting ATPase 1. Gene Ontology annotation, biological process: monoatomic cation transport. Bases 264 to 4838 code for a protein of 1524 amino acids. The transcript has 23 exons. Lineage: Eukaryota; Metazoa; Chordata; Actinopteri; Beloniformes; Adrianichthyidae. Gene Ontology annotation, molecular function: copper ion binding; ATP binding; ATPase-coupled monoatomic cation transmembrane transporter activity. Gene Ontology annotation, cellular component: membrane. The record is from RefSeq and is a predicted model, not a curated record.